AUGAUUUGUGAAUAUAUGAUUGAUCACUUCGGAUUUGAUGAAAACCUUAUGUUCCAGCAGCGGUAUUUAAUAGCAGAUCAGCACUGGAAGAAAGACAAUGGGCCGAUACUAUUUUAUACAGGCAAUGAAGGAGACAUCACGUGGUUCUGCAACAAUACAGGUUUUAUGUGGGAUGUGGCUGAAGAACUUAAUGCCAUGUUAGUAUUUGCUGAACAUAGAUAUUACGGAGAAUCUUUGCCCUUUGGGAAUGAGUCUUUCAGUGAUUCCAAGCAUCUGAAUUACCUGACAUCAGAACAAGCUCUGGCAGACUUCGCAGUACUGGUUGAGUACUUAAAGACUACCAUUGCAGGAGCCCGUUACAGUCCUGUCAUAGCUAUAGGAGGAUCUUAUGGAGGAAUGCUUGCAGCCUGGUUUAGGAUGAAGUACCCCCAUGUGGUAGCUGGAGCUCUGGCAGCCUCUGCCCCAAUCUGGCAGUUUGGCGAUUUGGUUCCAUGUGGCACUUAUUUCAGCAUAGUGACUAACGAUUUCAAAAAGAGUGGGACAGGCUGCUCAGAAAGCAUCCGGAAUUCCUGGAAUGCCAUUAACCACCUUUCCUCAACAGAUGCAGGUUUACAGUGGCUUUCCAGCACAUUUCGUUUGUGUAGCCCAUUAAAAAAUCUUCAGGAUGCUGCUAUGUUGAAAAACUGGCUGAGUGAAACAUGGAUAAACUUGGCUAUGGUGAACUAUCCCUACAAAGCUGACUUCUUACAGCCUCUGCCAGCUUGGCCUAUACAGGAAGUCUGCAAGUUCUUGAAGGAUCCCAGUCUCUCCGACAAAUUGUUGCUGCAGAAUGUUUUUCAGGCAGUAAAUUUAUACUACAAUUAUUCAGGAGAAGCCUCAUGCUUAGACAUGUCUGAGACUGCAACAAAGAAUCUGGGCCAGUUGGGUUGGUACUAUCAG
Messenger RNA from Pelecanus crispus (Dalmatian pelican), 939 nucleotides. Lineage: Eukaryota; Metazoa; Chordata; Aves; Pelecaniformes; Pelecanidae. The record is from RefSeq and is a predicted model, not a curated record.